AUGACCACUCAUUGGACUGUAUUUGCAAUCAAUCGGACGAUCGGUGCGAUUGUCACCACAAGUGGACACAAGAAGUAUGUCUUCAUCGGAGCAGUCGAUGCAAGUGAUGGUCGAACUGAGCGGAGGGACGGAACUGCUGUUUGGGAACACCAGACAAUUNAACUGAGCGGAGGGACGGAACUGCUGUUUGGGAACACCAGACAAUUGGUGGUCAGUCUGGACACGAGUGACCACAAGACAUGCGAUUUAAAGCAAUUGAUUGAUUGCCUGAAGACUAAUCACCUGAAGGAGAGACCGGAACUGUUUGUGAGCGGAGACACCGUUAGGCCCGGGAUUCUGGUGCUCAUCAACGAAGUGGAUUGGGAUCUGUUGGGACAACACCACUAUGUCCUCCAACCCAAUGAUCGGGUGCUCUUCAUAUCGACUCUUCACGGCGGAUGA
Oppiella nova is the source of this 441-nucleotide messenger RNA. The record is from the annotation of a GenBank genome assembly. Lineage: Eukaryota; Metazoa; Arthropoda; Arachnida; Sarcoptiformes; Oppiidae.